UCCUGGUUGACACAACCCAUGUGUGGUGUCUGCGCUUUUAUUAUUUAGUUUUCUUUGCAGCUACACGUCAUCAUACGACAUUAGCAAGAUGUUUAGUUAAUAAUCAUCCUUAUGCAUCUACAGCAGACCUUUAUUCGGAUACAACUAACACAUUUAGAGCAUAUUUUCGUUCAAGCAUCAAGCGGAUAUAAUUUAUUUAAUUAUUUAUUGCCAAUGAAGACCUCCAAUACUUUGAUUGCUCUCUUUAACUAAACUACACAAUGACUGGAGUGCAUAAUUCUCUAACUUGGACUCGAUCUGAUGACAUUGCUGAAGUUUUAUCAGCGGAGUCAUGCCACAUUGUCCUGGAAACAUCUCAUCCAGACAAUGUGGAGAAAAUAUCCCAGUAUAUUGAGUCCUCUGUUGAUGAUAACGUAUGUGAUGAAACUGCUGAAGCGGAAAGUGACUCAGAAGAUAGCCUGUUCCUAACUCAGAAGUCAGUACCUGAGGCUGUGAGGCCAGCAAGACAACUUUACUAUAGCUUGAGGUCAAAACCAAUAUCUCCCAGAGAUCUAGAAGAAAGCGCAGAAGACAAUUCAUCGUCCGCUUCCUACGAUGAAGAAUCCAAAUCUGACAACAAGAGGAGAAGAAAGAAAUACACGCUGCCAAAAUUCAGUUUCCCUUUCCUUACAGAGCAGAAGUGUAAGCUGUUACCUUCCCAGAACAAAUGCCUUCAUACUUAUCUGAUCGGAGGCUUCUUUGAAAGUGUCAGAGUCGGGGGGCCGAGGCAGGGAGAGGAUCCGGAGUCAUCGUUACCAACAGUUGACUUGGAUGGGGAGUCCAUAUCUCCGUUGUCCGAAGAAGACGAAGAAAGGGCAGAAGAGGAAGACAUCAAAGUGGUGGAGAGGAAACGUUUUGUGGUUUCAUCAAAAGCAAAGAGCCAACAAACCUGGUGCAACCCGUUAAAACAACAAAGAACGGGGAAAGCUAGUAUGCCAAACAAGACGCAUCACAAGGAAGACAAGCAAAUAUGUUGCAUAAAAUAGCAGUCAAGGCAUCCACAUUGGAGAUCACAACAAUGUCUUCAGAUACAGAGAUCUCUGUCAAUGGAGAGUCUUCUUGUCGAGUUCUGGAGAGGAAUGAUGAACAAGCAACAAGUGACGGAAACUUUCUGGCCCAAACUGAAACACCAAAGACAAAGAGACGCUCCUCUCGAGGAGACAAGAAAGUUAUUUUUCUGCAAAAAGCAAGCAAGGACGAGCUGCGUAACGACAAUGAUGCUACAGUUGGUGAGCCACGUAGGCUACAAGGAUCCACUCCAAACAACAGAGAAGCAUCCACAACUGUAACAGAGCCUCAAACUGAUAUUUCACACUCAGACGAUCCGGUCCAGACAAACCAGGCAGGGGACGAACUGCAGAAGAGGACGAAGAGGAAAAGGAAAAAGAAGAAAAAAGGAGAAGAGGUAGUCGAGACUCCC
Molecule: messenger RNA, 1459 nt
Organism: Cottoperca gobio
Lineage: Eukaryota; Metazoa; Chordata; Actinopteri; Perciformes; Bovichtidae
Exons: 5
Coding region: 261-1025 (254 amino acids)
Source: RefSeq, a predicted model, not a curated record